CAAAAGAAAGAAGAACGGAAAAGAACGCGUUCGUGCCGUGAAUUUUGGUUGAUUCCGCGUUCUUCGACGUGCCUGGGAAAUGUCGCUCGUACGUCUUUCCCGCGUGGCCCGCGGCGAAAACCGUGUCCGUGUCUCGGCUUCGAGGCUCGUCCGUUAACGCGAUGAAAAUCCGUCUCGUUGAUCGCGCGAUAUCGAUCGUCGAUUAACGGGUGACCGUCGAAGUCUGUUUCGAUCAUCGUCGAUCGUUAUCGAGACGAGCGAAUAACAUGGCCGCAAUUUCGUGCUCGGGAUACCGAUAACCGAUUACGCGAUUUUCCAUUUCCGCGCAGACUUGCCGCCGCUUCGUCUAGUCGCCGAAUCGCUGCUACGACGGAUAUUACCGCGCGGUGGAUAUCCUCGCUCGCGUUUACGAGCGACUUGGGGAAAUACAGAGAGUAGAAAAGAAGACCGGAAGGCUGGAUCACCUCCGUGGAAUGUCUUCGAGCGCUAAGCGACUGGUGCAGUCGCUUAGGGGCCGCAGCGGGGGUAGUAGAGGCAACAGCGGUGCUCGUGGAGACACAGGGGGCGAAGGAAGCGGCGGGGGCGGGGGCGGCGGCGGCGGCGGUGCUAGCACCAGCGCGACCAGAUUAUGGCAUUAUGACAGCGGGCACGAGCUCGACGAGAUCUCGGUGGUCGGUGCUACCACCAGGGGCAGCGAGGGUCUUCCUACGCCCACGACACCCUGUCACUGCGGUGGCCUCAAGUAUGGCAGCGGUCAAACGCUCUACAGUAUCGCCGGCCUCGUGCCACCCGCGCCUGCUACGUCCACUCACGGAGCCCAUUCAGGUGUUAUCACGUCGAGCAGCGGCGGCGGUGGUGCAAGAGAUCGCUUCAGCGGUGGUUCCACUUCCGCUCUGAGUUGCGGGGGCGAGAAGCACCGCGAGGACAAGCAUGGAAGGACCGGGGACGGGAAAUCAUGCGUUAGAAGGGAAAGGGAGGAGGACACGAAAAGCGCGGACAACGUGUCCAGGAGUGCUUUGCAAUCCAGACAAAGUCUCUUGGAAUUAGUCAGCGGUAAAUACAUGAAUCGUCACACGCCCACGCAUCAUUAUUAUCAUCAGCAACAGCAGGUGUACUCUGUGCCGCAGCGAUACUUCAGCUCGUCCCGCGAUUCGCUUCAGGGAGCUUAUGUGAAUCGAGGGGCGAGCGAGCUCGACCUGAGCCGCAAGCCAAAAAGAAAGGACCAGCUCAGAGGUAGAUUCAAGCUGCCCUAUGCGGUCACCCUGACGCCGUCGCGCGACCAAUCCCAUCUUCAUACGCCGGCGUCCGUGAAUCAUCUGAGUAAUAGCAGCUGCAACGGCACCGAGACUAGGUACACCGUGCAGCAGCAACAACAACAACGUGGUAGCAGGGGUUACCCCGGCCAACCGGGUACAAAGGGUUUUCGAACGGGCGCCCCUAACUGGUCCUUCAUCUUCGAUCCCGCGGGACGUCUCUGUUACUAUUGGUCGAUGGUGGUGUCCCUAGCCUUUCUGUACAACUUUUGGGUCAUCAUCUACAGGUUCGCCUUCCAAGAAAUAAACGGGGAAACACGCUGGGUGUGGUUCUGCUUGGAUUACUUCUCCGAUUUUUUAUACGUGCUGGACAUAGUAUUUCAUAUAAGAACGGGUUACCUGGAGGACGGCGUGUUGCAAACCGACGCAACGAAACUGCGGAACCAUUACACGAACAGCACCACAUUUUACAUGGACAUCCUGUGCCUGCUGCCCCUCGACUUUUUAUACUUAUCUAUAGGAUUCAAUAGUAUACUGCGAAGUUUUAGACUUGUAAAAAUAUAUCGGUUCUGGGCGUUCAUGGACAGAACCGAACGACACACGAAUUAUCCGAAUUUAUUCCGCUCCACCUCCUUGAUACAUUAUUUACUGGUGAUCUUUCACUGGAACGGGUGCCUCUAUCACAUUAUUUAUAAGAACAACGGCUUCGGCAGUAAAAACUGGGUGUUCAGUGACUCCGAGACCGCGGAUGUUGUAAAACAGUAUUUGCAGAGCUACUACUGGUGCACGCUGGCCCUCACGACCAUCGGUGAUCUACCCAGACCAAGAAGCAAAGGCGAGUAUUUGUUCGUAAUAGCUCAGCUGCUGUUCGGUCUACUGUUGUUCGCCACCGUACUCGGACACGUGGCCAACAUCGUUACUUCCGUCAGCGCAGCCAGAAAAGAGUUUCAGGCAAAAUUAGACGGCGUGAAAACUUACAUGAGAAUGAGAAGAGUACCGAAACAUCUUCAAGUGAAAGUGAUCAAAUGGUUCGACUACCUCUGGUUAACGCAAAAAUGUUCCGACGAGGAGAAGGCUGUCAGCUGUCUUCCCGACAAACUAAAAGCUGAGAUCGCGAUAAACGUGCACUUGGAUACGCUGAGGAGGGUGGAGAUUUUUCAGAACACGGAGGCUGGUUUCCUGUGCGAGCUCGUCCUAAGACUGCGGCCCGUUCUCUUCUCACCUGGCGAUUACAUUUGUCGCAAAGGUGAGGUAGGAAAGGAGAUGUACAUAGUGAACAGGGGCCGACUGCAGGUUGUGGCCGACAAUGGGAAGACGGUCCUCGCUACCCUUAAGGCGGGUUCCUACUUCGGGGAGAUCAGCAUACUCAAUAUGGGGACUGCAGGUAAAGAGUGCGGUAACCGACGAACAGCCAGCGUGCGCUCGGUGGGCUACUCGGACCUCUUUGUACUCAGCAAGAAGGAUAUGUGGGACGUCCUGAAGGAAUACCCUGCAGCCAGAAUCCGCCUCGAAGCCAUUGCAGUGAAAAGACUCGAGAAAUAUAAACGGGCACCGCUUGAAAAAGCUGCGAUGGGAAGAUGCCAGAGCACACCAGGACUCGUGGAGUCGCGAGGACGUAUAUCGCUGGAGGACAUGUGGGUAUCGCCCGUGGACGCAAAGUCUGCUCAUACGUAUUCAGCAGGGCACUCGUUGUUCUCUGCUAGUCCAAGUCCGGUGAUACCACGCGGUUUGACUAGCACGGGUAACAACAUCAGCUCGAACAACGUUGCAAGAAGCAUGGACAGCCCGAUGAGUGCCACCAGCAGCGGCCACAGUAGCGAGGAUCAGACCGCCAGGGCACCGCAAUCUGCUGCCACACAAAUCUCCACUGGCAGGCAAUCUACCCACUCUGGCAACGAACCAAAACCGUUCUUUCCAGGCAUGACCUGUAACAGCAUCACGCAAUUGGUCAGCGAAGGUACUACGCCGCUAUUGGAUACCCACGAAGCGUUGCUGGCCGAGAUCAAACGGCUUCGAGAGCGGCUGGUUUGCCUGGAGACCGAGAACGCGACGAUGAGCGUGAAACUGAAUCAACAGCAAUGGGAAGUGGAGCACCGAUUGGCCGAAAUCGAGAUGCAGAUCUGCGGGGCCAGCUCGACGUCGAGCGUGGAAGACAACAACGAGAGAAAUCGAGAAAGUAUCAUUUAACAAGAAACAAGGCCGCGAGAGCGCGGCAAAACCAAGACGGGCCGAAUGCGACACUAUCUGACGGAUGUCACCGACGACAGGUACGUUGGAAACGAUCAAGACGAUCCGGACGGGGCCAGAGUGUCCGGCAGAUCCAGCGACACGAAAUCGAUCGGUAGCCUCAGUCAACAUUUCUUCGAAAGCGACGAGGACGAACAAUAUUACGG
Colletes gigas is the source of this 3646-nucleotide messenger RNA. Its product is annotated as cGMP-gated cation channel alpha-1. The record is from RefSeq and is a predicted model, not a curated record. Gene Ontology annotation, biological process: monoatomic cation transmembrane transport. The transcript is spliced from 15 exons. Gene Ontology annotation, molecular function: protein-containing complex binding; cGMP binding; intracellularly cGMP-activated cation channel activity. Gene Ontology annotation, cellular component: intracellular cyclic nucleotide activated cation channel complex; plasma membrane. Bases 474 to 3440 code for a protein of 988 amino acids. Lineage: Eukaryota; Metazoa; Arthropoda; Insecta; Hymenoptera; Colletidae.